This is a messenger RNA of Amoebophrya sp. A120, 278 nucleotides long. The record is from the annotation of a GenBank genome assembly. Lineage: Eukaryota; Dinophyceae; Syndiniales; Amoebophryaceae.
CAAUAAUUUGUAAGAUUGCGUUGUGCAAAAAAUCAUAUAAAAUCAUUAUUACGAACCUCAUCUCCUCCUCGUGUGUGACUCUCAUUUGCUCUUUGCCGCUGGAGCUACGUACCGACGCUUACUCCGGACAGGGACAACCAUGUUGCGCGACGCGAUGCCUUUUUUGGAAACCGAGGUGAUGUUUGACGGACCUGAGAAGGCGGGGAAAGAUGGUAUCAAUUUUUACAACCACGUCGGUGAAACGAAGACGCCGCACGAUUUGUGGAAACAAGACAAAC